GACGGGCUGCUGCUGAGCUGCUGAGGAUACACAGCCAGAGGAAUUAUGCCCUGCCCAGCAGUGGCUUUGCCUAUUUGAUGAGGUGACCUAUGCAUACCAAGUAGUUAUAAAUCCGGGGAUAUCCCCGUGUUUUUGGUUAGCAUGAGCAUGGAAGAUUAUGACUACCUGUUCAAAAUAGUUCUGAUAGGAAAUGCUGGAGUUGGGAAGACAUGCCUUGUCCGGCGCUUUACUCAGGGCCUUUUCCCACCUGGACAAGGGGCUACUAUUGGAGUAGAUUUCAUGAUUAAAACAGUGGAAAUCAAAGGGGAGAAGGUCAAGCUGCAGAUAUGGGACACAGCUGGGCAGGAGAGAUUUCGCUCCAUUACUCAGAGUUAUUACCGUAGUGCCAACGCCCUCAUUCUUACGUACGACAUUACCUGUGAGGACUCUUUCAGGUGCCUUCCAGAGUGGCUGAGGGAGAUUGAGCAGUAUGCCAACAACCAGGUGGUGACUAUAUUAGUCGGUAAUAAAAUAGAUCUGGCAGAGAAGAGAGAGGUUCUCAGACAGAGGGCUGAAGACUUUGCUGAGACUCAGAGCAUGCUGUAUCUGGAGACCUCAGCCAAAGAGUCCGACAAUGUUGAGAAACUUUUCCUCGACCUGGCCUGUGAACUCAUUCGAGAGGCCAAGCAGAACAAGCUGGAUAACAAUGACACUGCCCCAAUGCCUGGCGAGGGUAAAACCAUCAGUUACUUGACCUGCUGCAACCUCAAUUAGAGAGCUCAGACUGGCCUGGCAACGCAGUGGCCAUUGACUAUAGAGGGCAGAUGGCUGAGCCCCAAUGCCUCCGUCCCUCUAAAAUGGCAUAAUGCCACUUCUUAGUCCCAUCAUUUCUAGUCCCAUGCCUUUUUUAAACUGUACAAGGGAGUUAGUCAACUUUAGUUUGGCCUUCCAGAAACAAGCAUUUUAGAUGCUGCCAUUAUGGAAGACUGUGUCCCCGAUGCAACAGGAUGUAAAGUGUGUCUGAUGCAUCCAGGAAUCUGAGUAGGGCUCCAUUUUGUCCUCUUCAUGGUGAAAUGGCAGAAUGUUCCUGUUUGGGCUUUAGGAUCCAUUUUCAUUAAACAUCAAUAUUCACCAGCAGUAUUAUGUGAGUAAAAAGUUCUACCAGGUAUUUUGUUACAGAUUCCACAUAGCUGACAACAAGUGUCAUGAUAAUUGGAGGUUAUCAAUAAAUGAUAACAAUAUGUUUACAUACAGUACGUUUUUGAGAUGACCAAGUCUGAUCAAGUUACAAAAAUGUUUUGCCAACUUGCCCUAAAAUCUGUUGCACAAUCAUUUACUCCCCGCUAGUUUCUUCUGCUCUAAGAAUUGUGUACAAUUUUAAUCUAAUUUCUGAGUAGUUUUUUGCACCCGUCAUUACAAACUGUGAAAUAUUGGUUCCCAAUAGAAGAUUUUUACUUGCUGCUAAAAUAUGUUUUUGUGUCAGAUAACAUUAACUCCAUCCAUCCAUCCAUCAUCUACCGCUUAUCCGGGAUCGGGUCGCGGGGGCAGCAGCUCCAGUAAGGAACCCCAAUCUUCCCUUCUCC
Molecule: messenger RNA, 1562 nt
Organism: Cottoperca gobio
Lineage: Eukaryota; Metazoa; Chordata; Actinopteri; Perciformes; Bovichtidae
Gene: rab30
Product: RAB30, member RAS oncogene family
Exons: 5
Coding region: 142-753 (203 amino acids)
Biological process (GO): Rab protein signal transduction
Molecular function (GO): GTP binding; GTPase activity
Source: RefSeq, a predicted model, not a curated record